Molecule: messenger RNA, 1871 nt
Organism: Schistosoma bovis
Lineage: Eukaryota; Metazoa; Platyhelminthes; Trematoda; Strigeidida; Schistosomatidae
Source: the annotation of a GenBank genome assembly
UUUUCACUUAACAAUUAAUUGAAUCAUUUGAACCAUUUGAGCUCGUAAAUAUUGGACAUUGUAUCACGAACCCAAAUACGCGGUCUGAUUCACCAAGCCUCGGUUGGACUAAGCAUGUUUCAGGUUACGCGUAGGUCUUUAAGUCUCAGUCGCGAGUUAACCUUGUGGAAUGCAUUUCGACAAUUUUCGUCCACACCUGUUGCUUCUGCUAGUUUGAAAGAUAUAAUGGCUGACCUAAUACCUAAAGAACAAGCAAAAGUAGCAUCUUUUAGAAAGGAAUACGGUUCCACAAAAGUCGGUGACGUUACUGUCGAUAUGAUGUAUGGCGGUAUGCGGGGCAUCAAAGGUUUAGUCACCGAAACAUCUGUACUGGAUGUUAAUGAAGGGAUUCGAUUUCGUGGUCUUUCAAUUCCAGACUGUCAGAAACAGCUUCCAAAAGCUCCUGGUGGACAUGAGCCGCUUCCAGAAGGCAUCUUCUUUCUCCUACUGACAGGAAAAGUUCCAACCAAAGCACAAGUGGAUGAUAUUUCAAAAGAAUUCGCAAACCGAGCUGACCUCCCAUCUCAUGUUCUAAACAUGCUAGAUAAUUUUCCAUCAUCUCUUCAUCCUAUGAGUCAACUGGUAGCAGCUUGUGCCGCUCUAAAUUCAGAAUCAAAGUUUGCACGAGCCUAUUCACAAGGUAUCAAGAAAAGUUUGUAUUGGGAGUACGUUUACGAAGAUUCUAUGGAUUUGAUUGCCAAGCUUCCAACUGUGGCUUCUAUAAUUUACCGUAAUUUGUACCGGGAUGGUACUUCUGUAACUGCUAUCGACUCUAAUACGGACUGGUCCCAUAACUUUUGUCGUAUGCUUGGUUAUGAGGACCCUGGAUUUACCGAAAUGAUGCGUCUUUACCUAACCUUCCACUGUGAUCAUGAGGGCGGUAAUGUUAGCGCACAUUCCUGUCACUUGGUGGGUAGUGCACUUUCCGAUCCAUACCUUAGUUUUGCCGCAUCUAUGUGUGGCUUGGCUGGACCUUUGCAUGGAUUGGCCAACCAAGAAGUAUUAGUCUUCUUGAAUAAAAUGCAAGAGAAAGUCGGCAAAAAUCCAACAGACGAACAAGUUAAACAGUAUGUAAUGGAUACGCUUAAUGCCGGACAGGUCAUUCCCGGCUAUGGUCAUGCUGUUCUUAGAAGAACGGACCCCAGAUUUACUUGUGCACAAGAAUUUUGUGAAAGGCAUUUUCCAAAUGAUCCUCUGUACAAACUAGUUGCUCAAUUGUAUAAUGUUGUUCCUCCAAUCUUGACAAGUCUUGGCAAAGUUCAAAAUCCAUGGCCUAACGUGGAUGCACAUAGUGGUGUUUUGCUCCAGCAUUAUGGUCUUACUGAAAUGCAAUAUUAUACAGUUCUAUUUGGAGUUUCUCGAGCAUUAGGUGUUUUAGCCUCGUUAAUUUGGGAUAGAGCAUUAGGCUUGCCAAUUGAACGACCCAAAUCUUUAUCUACUGAAGCAUUAAUGAAAUUGGUGAAUGAUAUUGGACGUAAACAAGGUUAAAUAUAGUUUAUUCAACUCGGAUCCAUAUUUGUUCUUAUUGGACAUUUUCAGUAAGGUUAUUUCUCCACUUUCUAAUAUUUUCCACUUCAAACUUAAGAACAAAUCAUCUUAAUAGUUAGUCAAAACUACUUUUUUUUUGUUUUAUUCUCCAUUUAUAUCUUACUGCAUAACACAAUACAUAUGGUUAAUUCUUUUAAGUAGAAAAGAACAUUUUAACAACUUAUUCAAUUGUUUAUGUUUUGUUUGUUUUAUGUAAUUGUAGAAUUGACCUUUUAACCAGUUUUAGUAUUCUUAAAAAUGAUGUAUAUUCAUACAGGAAAUAUAUAUUCAUCUAAUGAAAAUAU